UAUUCCACAGUUAACUGGGAGCACCGUUCAGUCCCAAAAGCACGCCGUGAAAAAAGCGUAAGGAUGGUGAUUUGAGCUUCACAAACUUCAAAUUCUGGAGCAGAAACAAAAUGUUUGUACUUUGACCCAUGGAAAGUUAAUGUUUGAAUGCGGGGAUUGUAAAACGGCUCCAAGGUGGCGACAGAAAAGGUUGCAGGCAAGCUGAGUUCUACUCUCUCAUGGGUGAAGAACUCAGUAUCCCACACCGUCAGUCAGAUGGCUAGCCAGGUGGCCACGCCCUCCUCCCUGCACACCACUGACGACGACUCCACCACCCUGACCUUGCCUGCCCUGUCGCCUUCCUCGCCCUCCGAGCUCAGCCCCGAUGAUGUGGAGCUGCUGGCCAAGCUGGAGGAGCAGAAUCGGCUGCUGGAGACUGACAGUAAGUCCCUGCGCUCGGUGAAUGGCUCGCGGCGCAACAGUGGCUCCUCCCUGGUGUCCAGCUCCUCAGCUUCCUCCAACCUGUCCCACCUGGAGGAGGACUCCUGGAUCCUGUGGGGCCGCAUCGUCAAUGAGUGGGAGGAUGUGCGCAAGAAGAAGGAGAAGCAGCUCAAGGAGCUUGUGAGGAAAGGAAUUCCACACCACUUCCGGGCGAUAGUAUGGCAGUUGCUGUGCAAUGCCCAGAACAUGCCCAUCAAGGACCAGUACUCGGACCUGCUGAAAAUGACGUCACCCUGUGAGAAGCUCAUACGCAGGGACAUUGCCCGCACCUACCCCGAGCACGAGUUCUUCAAAGAGAAGGAUAGCUUGGGCCAGGAGGUGCUCUUCAACGUCAUGAAGGCUUACUCUCUCGUGGACCGGGAGGUUGGUUACUGUCAAGGAAGUGCAUUCAUUGUUGGACUGCUGCUCAUGCAGAUGCCAGAGGAGGAGGCGUUCUGCGUGUUCGUGAAGCUAAUGCAGGACUAUAGGCUAAGGGAGCUCUUCAAGCCCAGCAUGGCCGAGCUGGGGCUCUGCAUGUACCAGUUUGAGUACCUGAUCCAGGAGCAGCUGCCUGAGCUCCACCUACACUUCCAGGCCCAGAGUUUCCACACCUCCAUGUACGCCUCUUCCUGGUUCCUCACCAUCUUCCUCACCACCUUCCAUUUACCCGUUGCUACGAGGAUCUUUGACGUAUUCAUGUGUGAAGGUUUGGAGAUAGUGUUCCGUGUAGGACUGGCCAUCCUCCAGAUGAACCAGGCAGAACUCAUGCAGCUUGACAUGGAGGGAAUGUUACAGCACUUUCAGAAGGUCAUUCCACACCAACUAGACAGCAGUCCAGACAGGGUGAUCCAGACUGCAUAUCAAGUCAAAUACAACGCAAAGAAGAUGAAGAAGUUAGAAAAGGACUACACUACAGUCAAGAUGAAGGAGAUGGAGGAACAGGUUGAAAUCAAGAGGCUGCGCACAGAGAACAGGCUGCUGAAGCAGAGGAUUGACACCCUGGAGAAAGAAAGUGCUUCCUUGGCAGAUAGAUUGAUCCAGGGACAAGUGACAAGGGCUCAGGAGGCUGAGGAAAACUACCUUAUUAAGCGGGAGCUGGCCACGGUCAAACAGCAGAGCGAGGAGGCCAGUGCCCAGCUGGAGCGAGCCCAGAGCACCAUCCGCGAGCUCCAAAAGCAGCAACAGCCACCAGGGCAGAAGGGCAGCCCACGCUACACAGAGGACUUCAUCCUGCAGCUGGAGCGGGAGCUGGUGCAGGCGCGGCUGAAGGAGGCAGAGUCCCAGUGUGCCCUGAAGGAGAUGCAGGAAAAAGUCCUGGACAUGGAGAAGAGGAACACAGCCCUGCCAGAUGAGAACAAUGUGGUGCAUCUGCAAGAGGAGCUGAUUGGGGUGAAGCUCAGGGAGGCAGAGGCUCUGACUGGACUGAAGGAGCUGAGACAGCAUGUCAGGGAUCUGGAGGAGCAUUGGCAAAGACAUCUGGCACGGACCGCAGGCCGCUGGAAGGACAGCCACAAAAAGAACACUCUUGUUGAGCUACAGGAUGAGCUGAUGAGCGUCAGGUUGCGGGAGGCCGAGACCCAGGCAGAGCUCAGGGAAACCAGGCAGAGGAUGCUAGAGCUGGAGACACAGAACCAGAUCCAGUGCAACCAUCUGCGGCGUGCAGAGCAGGAGGGGCGGAGCCUGCAGGAGCAGCUGCAGCAGCUGACGGUGCAGAACAAGGGCCUCCUGGCACAACUGCAGGAGAUCAAGCGCAAGCAGGCGGAGAUUGAGUGCAAGAACAGAGAGGAAGUCAUGGCAGUGAGGCUCAGAGAAGCUGACAAUAUCGCUGCCAUGGCUGAACUGCAGCAGCAGAUCUCUGAGCUUGAAAUCCAGAAGGAAGAAGGGAAGGUCCAAGGCCAGCUGAACAACUCUGACUCAAGCCAAUACAUCCAGGACCUGAAGGACCAGAUUGCUGAGCUGAAGCAAGAGAUUCGCUGCUUAAAAGGCCAGAGGGGCUUGAGUGACCCACCCAGUUUUGAUGAAAUCCACAUGGUCAAUCACUACAUGGGGGACAAUGAGUCAUAUCCUUCCUCGGACGAAGACAUGGGCAAGAACAUGCUGUGCGGCGUCUCUGCCCCGUUCAAGUCACGGCCAGACGCGUGCCGAAUCAUGCUCCACCCUAACCUGGUGGACAUGGACAGUGAAGAGGAGGAAGAUGGCCUGCACCUCUCCGUACCGUCCAAUGGAGGCCACGCCCACAAUGGUCACAAGACCACUGCUGUGUGACGGACACUAGAGAAGCUCUCAUGCUCUGACUACCUGCAGGGGGGAGUUCUAACUCUUGUACUCAAUCUCAACUGAAAGCAACAUUUCCUCUGUUUAGGCAGAAAAGCAGGACCUCCACCCAAGGAGCUUGCUGGACUAGGCCAUCCUUUUAAAAGGUUUAUCAAGGUUUUAUUCAUUGUUCUUUAAUUUUAUCCUUGUUUGCAUCUACCUUUUGCCAAACUCAGUCCGAUGUACAUAUCAUUGCCAUUCCAUAGACUGCAGCUGGAUCAGUGAAGGAGAGACCCUGUGGGCAUCCACUUAGAGGUGACACCUGAAAAAUGAAGGAGACGCCAUUAAGUCAAACAAGUCAAACAAUUAAGGAAACAAGGGAAUGGUCACAGUCUGAAGUACAGAGUUUUGAUGGAGAGAUUGUGUGCAACAUCCUGUUUCAUGCUUGUUGCUGUCUUUUACUCUUUAUGUUUUAUCCUUUUAUAUCAUAUUUGACCUUUUUUUCCAAAAAGGAAUAAUGGCCACAAUAAUGGUCUGCGGGUAUUAUAUACAUUUCUAGUGAAAGUGAUGAAUCUUUUUAUGGGCUUGGAAGAUUGCUUCAUAUGAAGCAAUAAUCAGUAUCACAGCAGAAAUGCUAAUGGGUCACUUGAACAAAAGAAAAAACAGGCGCAUAAAUUGAUACUAUAUCCCUAACCUUUAAAACAGUAGUUGUAUAAUUAUUCACAUUUCAGAUAGAUUGAUAAUCCUUAACCCAUGCAUCUCAGAGUGUCUGGGUCAUCUGGAGCCUAGCAGUACUAUAGCAGUGUUAGAACUCAAGAUGGGGCCACUUUUGAAUUUCAGGGUGUGCAUUUGCUCCAGUGGCCAAACAGGGGGCGGCUUUAUAGAGUGAGCAAUUGUGCAGUCUUCCAGUGAAACUCACUGUAAGGAUCUGUAAAAUGCGUCCUACCAAUAGCUUGUUGCCUAAAAGACAAGUAGAUACAUCUUACAUGUGCAAAUUCUGAAACAGCAAAAAUAUCCACGUGAG
Molecule: messenger RNA, 3736 nt
Organism: Megalops cyprinoides (Indo-Pacific tarpon)
Lineage: Eukaryota; Metazoa; Chordata; Actinopteri; Elopiformes; Megalopidae
Product: ecotropic viral integration site 5 protein homolog
Exons: 20
Coding region: 256-2724 (822 amino acids)
Source: RefSeq, a predicted model, not a curated record